AUGCCACAAAGCAUCAAGCUCCCGCAGAAUGCAGGGUUUGCUUUCCAUUAUGCAGCUAGCCUUCGUCAAUUGGAUCUUUCAUUGCUCUCAGAGCUUUGGACGCUUAGCGAGGCCAUGGCAUCUUGGCGCCGACAGUUGGAGCGAGGCACGCGACUUAGACCCGCGCCGCCACCACCACCACCACCCCACUACCUUAGAACCUAA
Pieris macdunnoughi is the source of this 204-nucleotide messenger RNA. Lineage: Eukaryota; Metazoa; Arthropoda; Insecta; Lepidoptera; Pieridae. The record is from the annotation of a GenBank genome assembly.